AUGUCGGAUUAUCUCGGAUGGAGUGAACGACAACCACCAGUAGGUACAAAAACUUCCCAAUUUAAGGAGGACUUUAUACAGGGUGGGCCGGUCACUCAUAGCUACGAAAAGUACGUGAAGAAUAUUUUCCAUCCUAUGAACCGAAUGAAGAGGGACACUUCACAAAUGAUAGCAGACAAUGGGUUGUCGGCUUCAAGUAUGCUGAAAAUGGAGCGUACCCUUGGUCGCUACGCCAUCGACGAUUCACUUGAUGUUAUCGACGACGACAAUCAUGUGUUUAUGAAGAGUCCACUGGAUUCGUUAUACUCCGAACUAGGCGUGAAAAGUCCAGAGGUCAGUCAUGAACAUUAUCGACAGUAUACUGUCUAUAUUCCGAAGCAAUCCAGUGAAUACUUUGCGAUUUCUCAUGGAGGAUAUCGUCGACCUGAGAGAUCUCAAGUGAGAAUUGCUAUUUGCACCCGUUCUUUCCUCCUUGCUUAUUAUUUUUCAUGGCAUCGAUCCAAGCUUAGAUACUUUUUCCAGAGUUCCUGGUGCUAUUCGUCAUUUCGUGAAAGAGGCGAUGAGGAAUACGCAAAAAGUAAUCACAAAACUCUCAUCGACUAUAAGGAGUUCGAUAGCUCACCGCUAUCGCCAUAUCUCUAUCGUGAUCAUCCAUACGUCAGAACGCAGGAUACACGAAUCCUUGGAUCGAAUUUUGUACAGUUGACAUCUCGGCCCAAAGAUCGCUUUCUGGAGAAGAUUGAUCAGACAUUGGCAGAAGUACGAGCGAUGCCCAGAUACGAUUAA
Angiostrongylus costaricensis is the source of this 786-nucleotide messenger RNA. The record is from the annotation of a GenBank genome assembly. Lineage: Eukaryota; Metazoa; Nematoda; Chromadorea; Rhabditida; Metastrongylidae.